Molecule: messenger RNA, 1785 nt
Organism: Euleptes europaea (tarantolino)
Lineage: Eukaryota; Metazoa; Chordata; Lepidosauria; Squamata; Sphaerodactylidae
Gene: SLC16A10
Product: solute carrier family 16 member 10
Exons: 7
Coding region: 1-1722 (573 amino acids)
Biological process (GO): transmembrane transport
Molecular function (GO): monocarboxylic acid transmembrane transporter activity
Source: RefSeq, a predicted model, not a curated record
AUGUCGACCGGCAUCGAAUGGAACCGGGUCAUUACAUUCGGUGCCCUGGCUUCCUCGAACUGCUGGAUGUACUCGGCACUGGCAUGGCGUAGCGUCGAUGUCCCAUAUCACCGAACGGAGGGUACCAAGGGGGUGACAGGAGGGGCGGGGGCGACGCCGGAGCGGAGCGGGGAGCCCGCCAGCGGCAUGUCCCCUGUCAGCGAGGAGCUGGGGCCGGGGGGCGACUGCGCCCUGCCCGCUGACGGCGGCGAGGUGAACGGGGACUGCCACCCGCCCGCGCCGCCCGCUGCUUCCCAGGAGGCGGCCGGGGAGCGCCUCCUGACAGCGGCGGAGGCCGCGCCGAAGCCCCCUGAGGAGGCGGAGGCGGCGGAGGAGUGGGCGCCUCCCGAGGGCGGCUGGGGCUGGCUGGUCAUGCUGGCGUCCAUGUGGUGCAACGGCGCCGUCUUCGGGAUCCAGAACUCCUGCGGCGUCCUCUUCAAGUCCAUGCUGGCCGAGUUCGGGGACCCCAGCGACCCGCAGCUGACCUUCCGGACAGCAUGGGUGAGCUCCCUAUCCAUGGGAAUGAUCUUCUUCUGUUCUCCUGUAGUCAGUGUAUUUACCAAUAUAUUCGGCUGCCGAACAGUAGCUGUUGUUGGAGCAGCUGUGGCUUUCGUUGGACUCCUUUCAAGCUCAUUUGUAAGGACUCUUGGACCUCUCUAUUUCACUUAUGGGAUUUUAUUUGGCUGUGGUUGCUCAUUUACAUAUCAGCCCUCCCUCGUCAUCUUGGGGCAUUAUUUCAAGAAACGUCUUGGUCUGGUGAAUGGCAUUGUCACUGCUGGCAGCAGCUUGUUUACUAUAGCUCUGCCUUUUCUUUUAAGUGUACUGAUUAAGUCAGUUGGCCUGUACAACACUUUCAGGGUCCUCUGUGUUUUUAUAUUUGUUCUUUUUUUGGCUGGCUUUACAUAUAAGCCUCUCAUUCUCAGUGCCAAAAGAAGUGGAGAAAAGGGCAAACCCCAUUUUCCUCCUGCAAAACAGAUUUUCAAUUUUUCCAUUUUUGAAGCUAUGAGUUAUCGAAUCUGGGCUUUUGGAAUCCCAGCUGCCUUAUUUGGGUAUUUUAUACCCUAUGUUCAUCUACUGAAUCAUGUAAAAGAACGGAUUGGUGAUGAUGUACCAGAGGAAACACUUUUGCUUUGCCUUGGCCUUACUUCAGGAGCUGGCCGAUUGAUCUUUGGAAGAAUUGCAGAUUAUGUUCCAGGUGCAAAAAAGGUUUAUCUACAGGUGAUCUCAUUUUUCUUCAUUGGCCUGAUGUCUAUGAUGAUUCCACUGUGCUAUUCUUUUGGAAGUCUCAUUGCUGUCUGCCUUUUCAUGGGUAUCUUUGAUGGCUGCUUUAUUAGUAUUAUGGCACCUAUUGCUUUUGAACUAGUUGGUGCAAAAGAUGUUUCUCAAGCAAUUGGAUUCCUCUUGGGCUUUAUGUCUAUACCAAUGACAGUUGGUCCACCUGUUGCAGGUAUACUACGAGAUUACCUAGGUACUUAUGAUGUAGCAUUCUAUCUAGCAGGAAUCCCCCCUAUUGUUGGAGGAGCUGUGCUGUGUUUAAUUCCUUGGGUGCAUGCAAAGGAAAAAGCCAAAGAACGAGCUAGACCUGUAAAUGGAGAAACUACGGAGAAAAUGUUGGAAAUCAGAAGUGCAGCCAUGUUGGACUCGGCUGAAAAGACCAGCAAAGAUUGUGAAACUGUUAUUUAAUUGUUCAUAUUUUUUCUACCAGAUUGAACUUAUUUUUAUAAGGACUGGCUUUCUGUUCGUAAA